CACAUUUUGAUUGACGUAUUUUGUCGACUUGUCAUUUUCGAUUUCCUUUGGCUGCUACUUGUCAACAAAUAAAUGAUUUGGACGAUUUUUAAAUGUUCAUAUUUAUUAUUCUGAAUUAAACAUCCAACGAACUAUGGCGAUUACGUUGUGGAAUCUAUUUGAAGCAUCAUUAUUGUGCUUGAAUGCGGUAUGCAUUCUGAAUGAAGAAAGAUUUCUUAGCAAAAUUGGUUGGGGUUCCAAAAGCGCCGGCGUCCAUGGAUUUGGAGAAAAUCCUUCAACGAAAGCCCAGUUGUUUAACUUGCUCCAUUCCAUCAGGACGGUAGCUAGAGUGCCUCUGAUACUUCUCAAUGUAAUAACUAUACUGAUAAAGUUGGUGCUUGGAUGACACGUUUAGUCUAGAUUAUUGUAACAUUCUGUAUAUUUUCCAUACUUCUGUACUUUGUAAUGUCUUAUAUUGCUGUAUGAUAAGGUUUAUUAAAUUAUUUUGCGAUA
Messenger RNA from Acanthoscelides obtectus, 492 nucleotides. The record is from the annotation of a GenBank genome assembly. NCBI's taxonomy places the organism in Eukaryota, Metazoa, Arthropoda, Insecta, Coleoptera, Chrysomelidae.